This is a messenger RNA of Cottoperca gobio, 3246 nucleotides long. RefSeq names its product sodium bicarbonate transporter-like protein 11. Gene Ontology annotation, biological process: monoatomic ion homeostasis; monoatomic anion transport; transmembrane transport. NCBI's taxonomy places the organism in Eukaryota, Metazoa, Chordata, Actinopteri, Perciformes, Bovichtidae. The record is from RefSeq and is a predicted model, not a curated record. The transcript is spliced from 20 exons. Bases 162 to 2711 code for a protein of 849 amino acids. Gene Ontology annotation, molecular function: solute:inorganic anion antiporter activity. Gene Ontology annotation, cellular component: basolateral plasma membrane; plasma membrane.
UUCACCUCAGCCUGUAUGUGUGUGUAUGUGUGUGUGUGUGUGUGUAUGGGUGUGUGUAUGAAAGAUAUUGAGAGGAGCUCACCGGUGAGUGCAGAGUGUUUUGAGGGCCGAGAGAAGGAUGAUGGGUUGACCUUUAAAAAGCAAAGGAAAAUCUGGAGAACAUGGAAGCCAAGCAGGUCCUCCAUUUUGUGCCAUCUGAGGCUCCAUCCACUGGGAGGUCCAAGAAUGGAUAUGUUUUCCAAGAGAUGGAGCUGCACGAUGGGGAACAGAAGGAUUGUGGGGAAGAUUCACACGCCACUCACAAAGAUGACAUCUAUGACAGCCAGAUCAGUGUUUCAGAUCCUGAAUGUCCUGGCUUCGGGCUUUUAAACACAACAAGAAAAUAUGUGAAGCCCAUGAACUUCCAGGAGGAAGUGCGUGCCCACAGAGACCUGGACAGCUUCCUGGCGCAAGCAAGCAUCCUUUUAGACGAGAAAGCUGCCACUCUGGACGAAGUCCUGAGGCGGAUGUUAAGUCAUUUGGUGGAGGAAGGCGACGGGAGCUGUGACGUGGACGAGGUCAUGAACUCGCUGUUCACGGACGCAGCAGGGAAGGAUUUUAAUGUGCACCUUCUGUCAGAGACCAUUCAGGGAGUGACGUCUACUUCCACUGGCAUUCAUUACCAGCAGUCCUGGCUUUGUGUUCUCUCCAAUGUGAAGAGCCUGCAUCGACGUCAUGUCUGCAUCGCCCGUCUGGAGAGGCCACAGAACUGGGGAGUCAACUGCUGCGAGGCCCGCUAUGUCAUCCUCAUCCUGGCCCCCCCUCGGACGAAAAGCACCAAGACGGCCAUCGAACUCAGUAGAACGUUUUCCACCAUGUUCUCCGACAUUUCCUUCAGACAGAAGCUUCUGGAGGCCAAGACGCAGGAGGAAUUCAAACAGGAGCUGGUCUACCAGCGACAGCAGCUCUCCAUAGUCACCGAGAAGCUGGUCGUAGAGGAUGUGCAGGACUCAGAUCCGCGUAGAGGGAAACCACUUCAGUGCAAAGAUUUCUUUAAAGCCGGUAAAGGUGUCUUUGAUGACCUCCGUCGCAGACUCCCCCUCUACCCCUCAGACUUCACAGACGGUAUAACUGGGAAGGACCGCUGCCUGCUGAAGUACACCACCACCGCUAUUUUCCUCUACAUUGCCAUUCUGCUGCCUGCUAUUGCCUUUGGCUCAUUGAAUGAUGAAAGCACAAGGGGAGAGAUAGAUGUCCAGAAGACCAUUGUGGGCCAAAGCAUUGGAGGAGUGAUCUAUUCUUUGUUUGCUGGCUCGCCACUCGUCAUUCCACUGACCACUGCACCACUGGCCAUCUUCAUAAGCGUAAUCCGGGGAAUCUGCGACGACUACGACCUCGACUUCAAAGCUUUCUACGCCUGCAUCGGUCUAUGGAACAGCCUGUUCCUCAUCCUCGGAGGCUUAUUCAAUGUCAGCCUGUUCAUGAAACUCUUCAAACGCUCAACAGAAGAAGUCAUUGCAUUGUUCAUCUCCAUAGCAUUUGUCGGGGAUGCAGUGAAAGGCACCGUCAAAAUCUUUCGCCACUUCUACCACGGGCCCACACUGGCAACCACAAACAGCACGUUGGUGCUUCAGCAGAUUACUGAGAUUCUAGAGAAAGUGAAGAACCAGACUGAACUCAAGCUCGAGCAUCACAAUGCGAGCGCGUCACUGAUGGGACACGCAGAGGAGCACGUGUCGAUCUUCCUGCCCGAGGGUCUGGUGUUGACAACGAGGGAAAGGCCCGUCCUCUGCCUGCUGCUCAUGUUGGCGACUUUGUGGCUGGGUUACGCCCUCUACCUCAUCAAGAGGAGCCCGUAUCUGAAUACUAAAAUCAGAGAGGUGGUGUCUGACUGUGCUUUGCCUAUCUCUGUGGUGAUAUGUUCCUUUAUUGGCUCCUACCUUUUCCUUGACAUACAGCUUCCUAUGUUCAGUGUCCACGAUGGACCCAUCUUCAACUUCCCUCAGUUUGAAAAGCUGUCAGGAAUGAACAUGCUGAGCGCCGUCGGGCUGGGUUUCCUCCUCGCAUUGCUCAUCUUCAUCGACCAGAACAUCGUCAUCUCCCUCACACAUGUACCAGAACACAAGUUGCUAAAAGGCACAGCGUUCCACUGGGACUUGGUGCUGACCGGCUUCAUCAACAUCCUCAUGUCCUGUUUGGGGUUGCCAUGGAUGCACGCUGCCUUCCCACACUCCUCCCUGCACGCCCGUCAGCUGGCCAAAGUGGAACAGCACGUGGAGAACGGACACGUCUACACCACUAUCGUCAGUGUGAAGGAGACUCGUCUGACCUCGCUGGUAGCAAACAUCCUGAUCGGCUUGUCUGCGUUCAUGCUGCCCAUUCCGCUGCAGUGGAUCCCCAAGCCCGUCCUCUACGGCCUCUUCCUCUACAUUGCAGCCACUUCGCUUGAUGGGAACCAGAUGGUGGACCGCAUGGCCCUGCUGCUAAAGGAACAGACCUCCUAUCCUCCCUCACACUACAUUCGCCGUGUGCCUCAGAGGAAGGUCCACUUCUUCACAGCUCUGCAGAUGAUCCAGCUGAUCAUCCUGUGUGCGUUUGGGAUGUAUCCGCUGCCUUACAUGAAGAUGGUCUUCCCCCUUCUGAUGAUCCUGCUGGUCCCUGUCAGGACCAGCCUGCUUCCCCGAGUCAUCGACGCCAAGUAUCUGGAUAUCAUGGACGCCCAGCACAUGUAGGACAGCAGCGCACGCCUUAUGAAAGGAUUCACUUUCUCCAGUUGGAAGGGAAACAGACUCAGAUCUCAAUGAUUGUGUUUAACAACUAAACAAAAAUGCAUUUGGACUGCAAGAUCUUGGAUGCGAGGCACUCUCUUGGUGACUGGACGACCGUUGACAUCCCUCAGAAGCUUUGAUCACACUUUUACCAGCUUCCACUUUAAUAUCCAACAUUUCUGCAUCGUAUUUAACAAUAUAGUCAAGAAGACGUUUCUUCUUUUUGUUCACAAACACACACGUCUGCCUUGAGCUGCUGACAUUUUUAGUUCUAUUUAAAAAGUGUUAAUUUCAUAUAACGUUCAGAGUGAAGCGUCACCUCACCUUAAUGCAGUUUUAAUCAACACCGAAGCGAAGAUAUGUGUUCCAGUUGUUCAAUUUAAUUUCAUGAGGAGACGCAUAACAUGAUAAAGUUUGUUUGUAUGAAAUUGUGUUCUGUGCAUUGUAAUGUUUGGAUUAAAUCAAACUGUUGUUACACUAAUAAAGCCCUUUAAAAAAG